UUCUCGCUGUCCAUGCUCUUUCUUUGUCACCUUCUCCCUCCUUACUGAACCUGGUUAUCUAAACUGGGCAGGGCUCGAUAUACUCACAGCACUGGGGGAGGGCCUUGUCUGCUUUCAAUCAAUAACCUCUGGAAUUCAGAAAUACAAGUACGUCCUGUCUCUGGCAGGCUGUACCACACUUGAGGGCGGGCUCCCAGGCACACUCGACAGAGUUUCCAUCUGCUUCUGGCAUUCUCUCUGUCUGUUUCCACAGGUCUGACUGAGUUCUGAGUCUGUUAUGAUGGCUGAUCACAAUUCUCCAGAUUACUUCAGCUGCUCCUUGUGUCUGAACCUUUUGAGGGACCCUGUGGCUAUCCCCUGUGGCCACAGUUUCUGUAUGGACUGCAUCAGUAGCUACUGGAAUGAAGCUGACUACACAGGGAUUUACAUUUGUCCCCAGUGUAAGAUCACAUUCACCCAGAGGCCUGUGCUGAGGCCCAACGCCACUCUUAGCAUGGUGGCUGAGAAGAUCAAGAAGAGUGGUCUGAACCUCAAUGCCAAUACAUCUCUGGGGAACACUUACGCCGGGCCAAGUGACGUCCCUUGUGACUUCUGUACUGGGAAGAAAUUAAAGGCUGUGAAGUCUUGUUUGAACUGUCUGGCAUCAUACUGCGAGAAGCACCUGAAGCCUCAUUAUGAAUCAGCCACAUUCAAAAGGCACAAGCUGGUGGAUGAGCUGGGAAACCUGGACAGGAAGAUCUGCCCGCAGCACCAGAAACCUCUGGAGCUUUUCUGUCGAACAGACCAGAUGUGUAUCUGUGCUAUCUGCACAGUCAGCGAACACAGGGGCCAUGACAUUGUCUCUGCUGAGGCAGAGAGGGGUGAGAAACAGAAACUGUUGGGAGUCUCCCAAGCUGAGAUUAGGCAAAAAUUCCAGGAGAGAGUGAAGGAGCUGGAGGAACUGAAGACUGCAGUGGAUUCACUAAAGAACUCGGCCCAGAGAGCCAUGGUGGAAAGCCAGAAGAUGUUUGAGGACAUGAUCCGCUCCAUUGAGAGGAUGAGAGCUGAGGUGACUAAGCUGAUUGGGAUCAAUGAGAAGGCUGCUUUCAACCAGGCCGAGACUUUGAUUGAGCGACUGGAACAAGAGAUUGAUGAACUGAAGAAAAAGGAGUCCGGGCUCAAGCAGCUAUACAGCACUGAUGACCACAUCCACUUUUUGCAGAACUUCAACUACCUCUGCACCCCCACUGAUGAUGGCUUCAUACCCAAAGUGACAGUGAACCCUGACUUUUCCUUUGGGGCUGUCAGGAAGGCUGUGGCUGAGAUCAAGGAACAUAUCGAGGAGUUUGGCAGAGAGGAGCUGGCUAGGAUCUCCAAGUCAGUGAAUGAGGUCCCAGUCUACACUACAGAAAGUCGAACACUGGACAGAAGGAUCAGAGCUACAGCCAAAGAAAUGACUGUGGACAACACUCCUCCUCCAGAGCCAAGGAGCAGAUCAGAUUUUUUGAAAUACUUCUGUCAGCUGAAACUGGACCCUAACACAGCCUACAAGGAGUUGUGCAUCUCUGAAAACAGCAGAAAAGUCACCCGCACCAGGGACCUGCAGCCCUAUGGAGACAGCCCAGAGCGGUUUGACAGCUUUGCCCAGGUGCUGUGCCGGGAGUCCCUGUCUGGAGGCCGCUUCUACUGGGAGAUAGAGUGGAGUGGCGAAUUCUCCAUUGGAGCGGCCUACAAGAGCAUCAGCCGAAAAGGCAAAGGCUCACUGUGCCUCCUGGGCUACAAUGACAAAUCCUGGAGUCUCCUGUGUUCAGACUCUGGGUAUUCUGCCUGGCACAACAGGGUGGACAAAGCUGUCAGUGGCCCCCACUCCCCCAGGAUAGGCGUGUAUCUGGACCAUACUGCAGGUGUGCUCGCUUUUUACAGCAUAAGUAACACCAUGACCCUCCUGCACAGGUUUGAGACCACAUUUGUUGAGCCCCUAUAUCCAGGUUUUGGAAUAGGAACCUCAGUCAGGAUCUGCAAUGUCAAGUGAUCAUUAAUAUUUGAGCUCUCAUUUGAAAAUCUGCUAAUAUUUUAUGCGUUUCUUUUAAUAUACAGGAAUGCUUUUGGAAUAUGUGGAUUCGUUUGUUAAUUUGUACCAAACCACAUAAGUGAAGUUUUAUUUUAUAUUUUUAAGAAGCAAUGUUCCUUCCAAAUGUGUAUCUUUGUUAACUCUACACACCAUAUAUUUCAUUUUGCACUGUCAAACCACAUUCAAGAUAUUAUAGAAAUACAUAAUUUUUACACAAGGACUAUAGAAGAAUAUAAUGUGUUAUCCCUUUUAGCAGCUUAUAAUAACUGCUGGAUAGUACUAUACAGUAACAUGUGCCAUAUGAUAAAUAUCACUCAUUUGGCUGAAUCUGUAAAUGUUCCCACAGAUAAUACAAAAGCAUUACAUUUAUAGGUUUACCCAUUUUCUGCUACAGAAAGGGUGGGACAUAUUUUAAAUGAUAAAUGUAAUAAUGUGUCAUAAUGAAUGUACCCUGAGACAAUGUGAGGUGCAUGUUCUUUUGAUAGAUUAUUGGCCAAUAUUAUUGCAUGCUCAAUUGAAAAUCUAUUUUACUUUUAUGAAAGGUCUGCAUAUUAAUAGUGACAUUCAUGUUGGUGCAUUAACAGGUAUUAUGGUGUCAAUACAUUCAGAUGAAUAUUUCAUUCUCAUUUCAUGUUUUUGAUAUGUAACAGUUAAGUAUUUUUUAUUGAACUAACCAUUAUUUAAUUUGGUUAUGUGUACUUAUAUCAUGGAAAACCGGAGUAUAAUUAUCCAGAAAAUGCUUUGUAACAAAAUUAUUCAUCGAUAGUUCUAAAUAGAGCUAAACGAAUUAAUAGAUUUUUGCAUUUUUGAGACUAUUUAUCUAUUUUACAUAAGAACUGGACUAUACAGUGUUAUAUCUGCAUUGCUUAAUUGUCUUGAGCUGUUUUAUAUGGAUAUAAAUGAGGGGAUAGUGUUACUUAAUUGCUGUUACUGUGUUUACCAAUGGCAGUCUAGAGAGUUUCAAAAGCAUCUGUAUUAACAGAAGUGGAAUUUGAACAUCUGCUUAAAUUAUUGAACUUGUAUAUGAAACUUCCCAUUUAUAAUCACAUGUAUAUGUGAAUCAGCAAGCCACUUGCUAUGAAAUAAAUAGGAAUGAUGCCAUUUAAACACUAUAAAUACUCACUGCUCCCUCUGUUGGUUGAUUACAGGAACUGGACUGAAAUAAAAAUGUAAUGACCAUUGUCACCAUGACUAAUGCAUAUUAUUAAAUCUAUA
Messenger RNA from Monopterus albus (swamp eel), 3265 nucleotides. RefSeq names its product finTRIM family, member 82 (gene ftr82). Bases 278 to 2011 code for a protein of 577 amino acids. Gene Ontology annotation, molecular function: protein binding; zinc ion binding. The transcript has 7 exons. The record is from RefSeq and is a predicted model, not a curated record. Lineage: Eukaryota; Metazoa; Chordata; Actinopteri; Synbranchiformes; Synbranchidae.